AUGCGGUACAUCAUAGCAGCUUUGUCUCUCAUAAGCACUGUUAUCUCCGCCCCCGCCCCUGAGAACCAUGUCAGCGCAUUUUUCGCACCCCGAAAUCUGACGACCAUCAAAAUCAAGGACUCACUCUUCGGCAUCCGCAAUGUCGACUACUGGAUAACAUCUCAAGGCCAAGCUAUCAUUGACGGCUCGAUUGUCUACGGCUCUGAGCAAGAGCUUCUCAGCAAACAAGUCUCAGCUUCGUCCAAAGACACAAGGGCCUUUGAUGUCUUCGCCGGCGCGCAAUCGUGGCCCAACGGCGAGAUCAAAUACAGGUUCGUGGACGGUUCAGCGCAAUCUCAGCUCGAUACGGAAGUGACCGCAACGAUCAAUCGCUGGCUCACCGUCGCGCCCUGGUUGACCUUCACGAAAUUGACGCCGAGUGAUGCCUUCACACCGGGCACUCUGACAAUCACACACAAUGACUGCUCAGGCUGCGUCGCUAGCUUCGGGUACGAUAAGAACUCCGCGCGGACGAUGAACCUGCCAUGGCCAAAUAGUGCGUGCCCCAAUGCCGGCUACUGCGGCGACAACGAGAUCGCGAAGCUAUUCGGGUAUGCGCAACAAACGAGCACCAACGCCCCGACCGCGAAACCUACGUAA
Messenger RNA from Bacidia gigantensis, 639 nucleotides. RefSeq lists its product as uncharacterized. The transcript is spliced from 2 exons. The record is from RefSeq and is a predicted model, not a curated record. Lineage: Eukaryota; Fungi; Ascomycota; Lecanoromycetes; Lecanorales; Ramalinaceae. Gene Ontology annotation, molecular function: metallopeptidase activity. Bases 1 to 639 code for a protein of 212 amino acids.